Messenger RNA from Strongylocentrotus purpuratus (purple sea urchin), 1297 nucleotides. RefSeq names its product uronyl 2-sulfotransferase. Gene Ontology annotation, molecular function: sulfotransferase activity. The transcript is spliced from 7 exons. Bases 212 to 1006 code for a protein of 264 amino acids. The record is from RefSeq and is a predicted model, not a curated record. Lineage: Eukaryota; Metazoa; Echinodermata; Echinoidea; Camarodonta; Strongylocentrotidae. Gene Ontology annotation, cellular component: membrane.
UCCAAUACAACAAUUACCAGUACCAGUACCAGAUCGACCACGGAUAAACCUGAAUGUACAACCAGCCAUCUCCAACGAGACGGCGAUCGAAGACGACAAUGAUCGCGUCAAUGAUGGCCUGAUAUAUGACUGUUUUGAUGAUGAGAGAGAUACUGUUGAAAGCAAGCAAUCUGUCAAUGGCAAGCCAGUGUAUGGCAAGAAUAGGACUGUCAUGUUCGUGCGCAUGCCCAAGUGUGCAAGCAGAACGUUUAUAUGGACAUCCGUGAGGUUACGACAGGUCCACCAUUUUGGAAAGCAAGUGAAUUUUGAGUACAUGCUGGAUGAUCACCCAGCACUGAAAAUCAGGAAUCUUAUGGACACAACAUUACAGAAAGCCGAGAAGGGUGCUAUAAUACACGGUCACUUCCGCUACAUUGACAUGUAUGGUUCACCCAAGAGACCCAUCCUGGUGAGCAUGCUCCGUGAUCCCGUCGACCGAUUCGAGUCUCAUUUUUACUUCAUGCGAAACGGUGAUCAAGAUAUGAGCAAAGAAUUCGUCUUAAAAAGACUAAGUCCAGGAAUGGCUCUGCCUAACGAGACAUUAGAUGACUGUAUAGAGAAAGACCGAGGAGACUGCACGUCGAGCUUGUUGCGUAACAUGUAUGUCACAUCAUUCUGUGGUUAUGAUCCAAGAUGCAGUGAGUAUCCCUCGUUUGCUUUGGAAGAAGCCAAACGCAACGUAGACAAGUUUUUAGUGAUCGGAGUGAUGGAAGAGUAUGAUCUCUCUAUGGCCGUCUUUGAAAAGCUAUUGCCAGAAACAUUUGGAGGAGCAGCGAAAAUCUACGAAGAGAACAAAGAACAUUCGAUGGAGAAAUCGAAAACAAACUACAAGAAACAGCCUUCUCCGAAAACAUACUCCAUUUUAAAACAACGGAUGAAGUACGACUACGCAUUCUACGAUUAUGUCAAGAAACGCCUGCAUAAAGUCGCAAAAAAGCUUCGUAUUGGAAAUUGUUCUGGUUCAUGAUAGCCAGGGUCGAAAAUUAAAUAAAAUUAACUUGAUCAGAUAGAAAUUCAAAUAAUUGUCGUCGUUUAUCAAACUGUUUUAAUUUCUUUUGAUAGCCCCCACUUUACUCAAAAAUAAAAACUCGCAAUUUUAGCCAUCUCGUAUACCUCAAAACUUUCCUAAUCGGAUGAGCCUAGCCUAUAAGGUUUUUAUCCGACAUAUGGCGCCAUAUAGAUGCUGUAAAUCAUCAUGUCCGUUGAUAGAAGUUGUUUAUAUCUAUUUACUUGAUUUACAUGAAAUUACUCGUUAUUU